AUGGCCACACAAAUACUGUCACCCAUUGGUGUGAACCAAACAAAUGAAGUGAAAAGUGAUAAAACCAAAGAAAUGCAUUUAAACGUUAAGACAAGGGUUGAGAAGGACAUCAGGAAUGAGCUCUUCUUCAACACGAAGAAUGAGUUGAGAAGAAGAGACACUCCGGAGGAGAAGAAUAGUAGCGAUGACUUGGAGACUGUCAUCAAAUACCAGAACUCCAUUCAGGAGAGAGUGGCCAAAGAGAUGCUUCAAUUGACUCAUAACCUCAAACAUAACUGUAGUCUCAGUAAUGAGAUCAUCAAAAAAGAUACCGAGAGUUUGGACGGAAGUGCUCUUUUGGCGCAACGAAACACAGAUAGUCUUAAGGAGAAUACGACCAAAAUAGGAGACUAUGUCCGGCGCUCG
Oppiella nova is the source of this 405-nucleotide messenger RNA. Lineage: Eukaryota; Metazoa; Arthropoda; Arachnida; Sarcoptiformes; Oppiidae. The record is from the annotation of a GenBank genome assembly.